AAUUCAAUUUCCAAAGCCAUUAUGUUGUUCAUAUAAAGCUCUAAUAAACAACAGUACCAACACACUAGCAUACGAAUCAAUCAAUCCCCUUUUACUUUCCUAAUCUGCAUCGACGAAAAUCGAUUUUUCUUUUCUUUCUUCCCUCUUCACACAAGCGACACUGGAGUUGAAGACAGAAGAGAGAGAAGCAAGGAAGGCCAAGUCGGUUGAUGAUGAUGAUGAUGAUGAUGAUGAGAAGGUGAAGGAAAAGUAUUAGACAAGAUGACAAAGGGAGUUGAAGACAGAAGAGAGAGAAGCAAGGAAGGCCAAGUCGGGUUGCUUUGACCUUCAAAGCCAUUGAUUCACCUAGCUUUGAGUGGGGAUCCAGGUUACGAAACCAAGGUGGUUGUGAGGAUAUGUCUUGCUGAUGGUAUUGACAUGUUCCUAGCAUUGUUGGUGAUGGAUGGUUCUUGCAUGAUAGAUCAAUUGUAUGGGAAUUCAUUGGAACCCUCUUGAUGUUCAGGUAUUGAAACCUGGCUGGAAUCAUUAUCACCACUACAUCAACAAGAGGGUUGGCUAUUGCUCACGCAAAUCUCUUGCACAAUCCAUAUACCUACGCAUAUAUCUGUGACUGUAGUCUCUUGUAUCAAAUUCUUUUAUCAGGUGGCCCCUCUGUCCGGUUCCUUGUAACAAAUUAAGCUAGCUAGCUAUGGAGUCGGGAUCUAUCUGGGUGGUCCUAGCAGUCAUAUUUGGUGGAUUAGGGGUUGGGAAAUGGAUUCUAAAGAAAGUGAAUUGGUGGUUGUAUGAAGCCCAACUGGGUGAAAAGCAGUACUCACUACCUCCAGGGGAUUUGGGCUGGCCUUUCAUUGGCAAUAUGUGGUCCUUUCUCAGAGCUUUCAAAUCCAGCGAUCCUGAUUCUUUCAUGCGCACCUUCAUCAACAAAUAUGGAGAUAAUGGAAUCUACAAGGCCUUCAUGUUUGGGAACCCGAGUGUAUUCGUAACAACACCUGAAGCAUGCAGAAGAGUAUUAAGUAACGAUGAUGCAUUUAAGCCUGGAUGGCCAAUUUCCACACUGAAGCUUAUCGGAAGGAAAUCCUUCAUUGAUAUUUCUUACGAAGAGCACAAGCGCCUUCGCCGUCUGACGUCCGCUCCUGUCAAUGGUCAUGAAGCGUUGUCCGUUUACAUUCCAUAUAUAGAAGAAAAUGUGAUAGCUAUGUUGGAAAAAUGGACCACAAUGGGGAAGAUCGAGUUCUUGACUCAAGUGAGAAAACUUACCUUCAAAAUAAUCAUGUAUAUAUUUCUUAGCUCUGAGAGUGAGGUGGUCAUGGAGGCUUUGGAGAAGGAUUACACCACUCUUAAUUAUGGAGUCAGAGCCAUGGCGAUCAAUCUUCCUGGAUUCGCUUACUAUAAAGCAUUGAAGGCCCGCAAAAGACUUGUCGCUAUAUUCCAAUCUAUAGUGGAUGAGCGUAGAAAUUUAAGGAAGAACAGUGCUCGUAACGCAAAGAAGAAAGACAUGAUGGACUCUCUGUUGGGUGUUGAAGAUGAAAAUGGUAGGAAAUUGACUGAUGAAGAAAUCAUAGAUGUAAUUUUGAUGUACUUGAAUGCAGGCCAUGAAUCCUCUGGCCAUAUCACGACAUGGGCUACUAUUUUUCUCCAGGAACAUCCAGAAUUUCUCCAAAAAGCUAAGGAAGAGCAAGAACAGAUUGUAAAAAGGAGGCCACCAGCACAAAAUGGAUUGUCACUUAAGGAAGUUCGAGAAAUGGAUUAUCUUUCCAAGGUGAUUGAUGAAACACUUCGUUUGAUCACAUUCUCGCUUACUGUUUUCCGAGAAGCAAAAACAGAUUUCAGUAUAAACGGAUACAUCAUUCCAAAGGGUUGGAAAGUUCUGGUUUGGUUCAGGACAGUUCAUUUGGAUCCAGAAAUCUAUCAAAAUCCAAAGGAAUUUAAUCCUUCUAGAUGGGAUAAUUACACCCCCAAAGCAGGGACUUUCCUUCCUUUUGGAGCUGGAAGCAGGCUGUGCCCUGGAAAUGAUCUUGCCAAGCUUGAAAUAUCUAUUUUUCUGCAUUAUUUUCUUCUUGAUUAUAUGCUCGAACGUGAAAAUCCUGAAUGUCGUUGGAUGUUCCUCCCUCAUACCAGACCAACAGACAACUGUGUGGCUAGAAUCAAGAAAGUUUCAUCCACAUCUGUAUAAGAAGCAAGAGAAAGGGCAUGCAUUUAGAGGUGCUUUGAGAAAAUAAUAAUAAACUUUUAGAAUUUUGGUUCAUUAGCUGGAUAAGCCUUUUUUGUGCUCCUCCAUUCCAUACAUAUAUAUCAAGAAAGUUUCCCCUGUA
Messenger RNA from Populus trichocarpa (black cottonwood), 2309 nucleotides. Its product is annotated as ent-kaurenoic acid oxidase 1. NCBI's taxonomy places the organism in Eukaryota, Viridiplantae, Streptophyta, Magnoliopsida, Malpighiales, Salicaceae. Gene Ontology annotation, biological process: multicellular organism development; sterol metabolic process; brassinosteroid homeostasis. The record is from RefSeq and is a predicted model, not a curated record. The transcript has 14 exons. The coding region runs from base 689 to 2170 and encodes 493 amino acids. Gene Ontology annotation, molecular function: iron ion binding; ent-kaurenoic acid monooxygenase activity; heme binding. Gene Ontology annotation, cellular component: endoplasmic reticulum.